Messenger RNA from Stylophora pistillata, 2644 nucleotides. RefSeq lists its product as uncharacterized. The record is from RefSeq and is a predicted model, not a curated record. Lineage: Eukaryota; Metazoa; Cnidaria; Anthozoa; Scleractinia; Pocilloporidae.
GGUGGCCACUGACGAUUCACCCUGAAGAUAGCAUAUGAUGAAAGCGUGCACGACGCGUUUGUUUAUUACACUACUAAUUUAUAUUUUCAGAGUAACUGUCGCAGAGAGAAAUGCGGCUUGCAUCCAGAGAACGGUUGAUUAUCACUGCUGUCGAUUUCCAUUCCGCUACAAAGGGGUAAAAUACAGGAAAUGCACAAAUAAUGGAGACGCCGAGGGCCGCUUUUGGUGCGCCACUGUAGACGUUAGAGAUAGCAAUAACGAAACAAGUAGCUGGGGCUACUGCAAUUUGAGAAAAUCGCAAUGUCUUGUAAAGACUACAGAAGGAGACUGUUGCAAAUUCCCGUUUAAAUAUCUUGGGAGAGACUACCUCAGCUGUGUAGCCAAUGAUAGUGAUCCAAAUGGUGGAUACUGGUGUGCAACACAGAAUGAAUCUAACAGGUCUUUGACCAGAUCGGACUGGGGAUAUUGUGCAGGUUCAACGUGCUUCUCAUGUCGAAGUAAUACAUCUUGGGAACAUUGUAACAAAAAUAUGAUAAAGAAGAUAUGUCCUUAUAAGUUUGAACAUUGCAGUGCAAUAACAAAGGAAGAGGCAUUUACAAAGGAUUGCGCUUCAGACAGUGACUGCACAAAUCUUAGUCAGCGCUGCAACGGCCAUCGUAAAUGCUCACAGCAGUGUUGCCAUGGGAACUUGUGUAAUGCAGGCAAAAGUCUUAAUGCAGGCAAAAGUCUGAAGGGCUAUCCUCAAGGAAUCAUUGCUCUUUCAUUUGCUGCUGUGUUCUCAAUCAACUUUUCCUUAUUAAGAGAAUCUGAGAUAGGAAAUGGUCCUUCCUAGGUGCGCGUCGAUGGUAUCUAUUCACAACAGCGUAAAUAUUGUUUGCCCGCCUUUCUAGGGUAGAUGUCACGUAACAGACUGCGCAUGCUCGCUGAAGGAGGUCAUCGUCGCUCGUAGUCGGCAAUUCUUGUCACCCAAAAUUCUUUCCGUCAUUUACACGAGACGCCAUUGAAUAAAUGUCAGAGAUUCGAUAACAAAUGGGUCUUGGUCAUACAAAGGUUUUUAUAGACAAAGUUUUUUUCCGACGGAAAAUCAAAGACAUAUCAAAGGAUAUCAAAGGGGAAGCCAAAGUUGACUGAUAGAAAGGAUCCUUUCUAUCCGACUGAUAGAAAGGAUCCUGGAGAAAUGACAAGUACAUUAUAAAUUAUAAAUUAUAGAUCUACGAAUACGCUACCAGAAAAAAAGAAUUGCCCUAGCCAAUCAUGAUGUCUAAUUUUAGUGACUGAUGUUAGAGUUUUCUAGUACACAAUGUCACGUGAUCAGUUUUCCAUCUGUGGAUUGUCACGAGAUUGAAGAUUCUAAAUAGAAAACCCCAAUUUUGUUUUUUCGACUUUUGACUAACAUAUUACAACUUACAAUGGCUUGGAUGACUCGUGUGUAAAGGUCAGUUCUUCUGUUAGAACAAAGGAUGUCUUCAGGAUAGAAAGCUAACUAUGAUUACAGGAUAUUCUGAAUGUGUAGCAUUUAUAUCAACGACAAUAAUUCAGAUCUUGCUGACCGUUUCAUAUCAUAAGCAGUCUAGAUGUCCCUAAAAUUAUUCAAUAUACAAGAGCACACCUGGCUCAUCAAGUUUACGAAACUGCUCAACUCAUUUUCUUAAAAAGCAAUGUGAGCAAAUAUGCAAUCAUUGUUAAAUCUCAAUCACUGUGGCAAUUUCAGAAUACAUCUUUUAGUCGGUAGUUUAUUGUCUUAAUACUCGGCAGUACAAUCUUUUGUCUAUGUUAUCCUUACCGUCGAUUUUAUAUUUUUUUGUUUGUUAUAUCAAUAUUGAGAAAGUCUGUGAACAAUACAUAAAAUAAGAAGCAGAGCGCGUGAAGCCAGAGAGAGGAGGACCCUUUUGAGCCAGCAUUACACAAGUCAGCUGUACAACAAGUGACGUCACAAUCCCCAGUCCUUGUUUCUUUGGCCUUUCUGCAACUUUUCUCUGCUGUUUGACACAUUUUGAUGUUGGCCCAUCCUUUGGCCACCUGGAAUGAAUUGCAGUAUCGAUCAGUCCAUCAGGCAAUGAGAUCAAAUUCAGAUGGAGUUCUAGAUCCAAUGUAUGAUUUACCAAAAUAUUUGGUCAUUUUGCGCACCACAAUGUUCUUGCAGAAGCUCUCACUCCUGAUAACUGUGCAAAAUGAUAGAAAGGAGGAGUUUUCGUGAUUGCUGGGGGUGUAAUUCUUCAUUUUAUUAAAACUAGUUACGAUAUCAUGUUAUAUUUGAUUGCCAAAAGGAUCCGAAUUCUUAUCACUUGGCAGACAAUCCUAGAAAACUGAGACUUUGGAAAACAUUCGUUGAUAUAAUAUUAAUCAUAACAUUGCUUUUCAAUCAAUGUAACACCUCUCAAAUACCUGUCCAUUCUCGUUGUUCAUUAUCUCAAUGCACCUGUCCUUGAGUAGUGGUUCCACAGGGCAUAUUUCUUCUCCCGUGUGUUUCCGACAGUCACUGCCUUCAUCACAUGUAAAACAUAUGAUUCCGGAUACUUCUGAAACAAAUCACCAACAUUGCUUAAGGGAGAUAGUAUGAAUGAAGAUUUAGAGAAUAGUGAGGAAAUAAUAAUUACUGUUAGGUGAAUUGAGAAUAAAAGAAAAUGAGUAACCAUAGUGGGAA